AAUAAAUAUCAAACCCGACCCAUAUAUAUUUUCUAAAGCGGUGAACGGAUUAACUUACUUAAAAAGUUCCCUAAAAAUUCCUUGAAGAAAUAUAGACUUUUGGAGCAGCAUGACGUCCAGGCGCACCUUAUUCACUGCCAAACUUAGGGAGAAGCAGUUGAAGCGGCAGGGCGAUCGCCUCUUCAAGGCUCACAAGUUUGAAGACGCCCUAAAGAGCUACUCUGCGGCCGUGAAUAUGAACCCGACCAACUAUAAACACCUUAUGGAUCGAGCCAAGUGCUACAAAAACCUUAAUCAGUGGGAGCUAUUCGUUCAGGACUGGCGUCGCGCCCUGAACUUUAAGGGAAAUAUGCUAUAUGUGGCCGGAAUAUUAAUGGGCGCCGAACUCGUGCAAGCCAACAAUAGCAUCGAAGAAGUUGCCACUUACUUGAAGGCCGCACGUAUCGUGACCAAGCGAGAGGUCCAAAGGAACUCAAAUGGAUUAUUCCUAAAGUUGGAACGAGCUCGCAAGAAUCGUUGGCUCGACUUGGAGUCAAGGGAGAUUAAUCAGGAAAAGGAGCUGGUUGACUAUAUGAACAAAUUAAUCAAAUUCGACAAGAAGAUUCGUUUGGGGCUGUUGAAAAAAAUUAAAAACAACUUGCCCGAAGAUGAGGUUAAGGCUAAACGGCGGGAAAUUCAAAAAACAAGCACAGAGAAAAGCAAGCAGCUAAGCAAAAUAUUUGAGAAACUUAAGGAGCGUCGUAAGAAACGCGAAAUUCCCGACUACCUGCUAUGCCCGAUAAGCUUUGGUAUAUUCAAGAAUCCAGUAAUCACUCCUUGCGGCAUCACCUACGAGCGCAAGUCCAUUGUUAAGCAUUUGAAGCAAGGUGGCCCCUUUGAUCCUGUCACACGCACCGAACUCACUGAGGAACAGUUGAUACCAAAUCGCGCCAUAAUGAAUGCCGUUGACUCGUUUCUGGCCGAGAACGAAUGGGCUAGACACGAGUAAGAGACGAGUGAGAAAAGCGGCAAAUGCUUGGUUUAAACGUAAACUUGCGU
This is a messenger RNA of Drosophila kikkawai, 1038 nucleotides long. Its product is annotated as E3 ubiquitin-protein ligase CHIP-like. Gene Ontology annotation, molecular function: ubiquitin protein ligase activity; protein-folding chaperone binding. The record is from RefSeq and is a predicted model, not a curated record. Gene Ontology annotation, cellular component: cytoplasm. NCBI's taxonomy places the organism in Eukaryota, Metazoa, Arthropoda, Insecta, Diptera, Drosophilidae. Gene Ontology annotation, biological process: positive regulation of proteolysis; proteasome-mediated ubiquitin-dependent protein catabolic process; cellular response to misfolded protein.